CAGAGCACGACUCCGCCGCAUUAUCUGCCACAUAUCGCUCAAUACAGUACCAAAGCCCGUAACCUCCACAACUCUUGCGUAACGAUCUCAGCCAAACCGUCGAAGACAACUUUCCGCUAACAGUCUUAGCAUCGACUGAGCAGCUCUCAACUUCUCCCACUGUCUACCCAGUUAUCAACCUCUUGUCUAUUCAGCAUGGCGAAUGACGAAUAUGAUUUUCUUUUCAAGGUUGUCCUGAUUGGAGACUCGGGAGUUGGAAAGUCCAACCUGCUCUCGCGUUUCACCCGCAACGAGUUCAAUCUGGACUCAAAGUCGACGAUCGGCGUCGAGUUCGCAACUCGAAGCAUUCAGGUCGACGCGAAGACGAUUAAGGCGCAGAUCUGGGACACUGCCGGUCAGGAGCGUUACCGGGCCAUCACGUCAGCGUAUUACCGCGGCGCCGUCGGCGCACUCCUUGUGUACGACAUCAGCAAGCAUCAGACAUUUGAAAACGUGACAAGGUGGCUGAAGGAGCUGAGGGACCACGCUGACAGCAACAUUGUCAUCAUGCUUGUGGGUAACAAGAGCGAUCUGCGGCACUUGCGAGCAGUGCCAACAGAGGACGCCAAGCAGUUUGCAAGCGAAAACAACCUGUCCUUCAUUGAGACAUCGGCCCUCGACGCAAGCAACGUCGAGUUAGCCUUCCAGAAUAUCUUGACUGAAAUCUACCGCAUCGUUUCUAGCAAGGCACUCGACCAAGGCGAGGGUGGAGGGGCCAUGCCAACGGGCGAACGCAAAGUUCUAGAGAUCUCGAAGUCGACAGAUGACAGUGCGAAAAAGAGCGGCUGCUGCUAAAGAAACCUCUCUCCCCUUUUUCCGUUCCCGUCUUACCUUUUUUCUCUCUUUCAACGAUACAUGGCAUAGUGCUUUCGAGGUUUCCUUGACACAGAACGGGAUGCAAUUAGACUGGUCCGACUCGGCCAGAUACAUUUUGCCUGUUGCGACUUGGUGCAGAUCUAGGCAGACGAGGACUUGUGCAGACAGAACUCCUAUGUACUGAAUGACCAUUCCGGGUUUGUCCGCGGAAAUUGGCAUUCUUUCUUCCUUGCUUUUAGGUUGGAUGCCAGAAGAUCCUGAAAGGGCCCCAAGUCAUUUUGUUCCUUUGUCCAACCUUUUUUUGUUCCCCAAAACGCGGCGUACUUAGGAUGUGGGGUGUGACGAGGCAGCAUGUAAACGUUUUGCACGAAGAGAUUAAUGAAGUUGGCAUAUCACACGCUCAAUACCGUCAUGAUGUCCAUGUAUAUUCGUUUUUUUUUGGCCACGGGAACGACCUUAGCAAUUCACAUCUCCCACUCGCAACGCUUGAUUU
Messenger RNA from Verruconis gallopava, 1348 nucleotides. RefSeq lists its product as uncharacterized. Bases 196 to 834 code for a protein of 212 amino acids. NCBI's taxonomy places the organism in Eukaryota, Fungi, Ascomycota, Dothideomycetes, Venturiales, Sympoventuriaceae. The record is from RefSeq and is a predicted model, not a curated record. Gene Ontology annotation, cellular component: recycling endosome. Gene Ontology annotation, biological process: exocytosis. Gene Ontology annotation, molecular function: GTPase activity; GTP binding. The transcript is spliced from 5 exons.